AUAGUCCUCUCCCUCUCACACUUCUGAGCAGAUUCAACAGAUCCACCUAAGAAACAGGGCAAGAUGUUGCUAUCUGUGCUUUCUUUGUGGGGCAGUCUGCUAACUUUAGUGGCAUCUCAGAGCUGCCCGGAUCCAUCUGAGAACAGUGCUUCCUGGGUGAGGUUAAAGCCUCUAGGACAGUGCAAGGAUGGGGAAAGUACAUGCCCUUAUCGCAUCACCCUUCCUUCACUUACUAUUCAGCUUCCCAAGCCUUUCAGGGAUUUGGAGAAAAUGGUCAAAGAACUGCAAAGCCUGACACAGAUGGUAAAUCAGCUCAGAGAAGACUGCCGCGGGUGUAAGGAAAGGCAGGGAAUGGACUGGAGCACAUCAACAGAUGAUGAAAGAGAGGAUGGAGAAAGGAUACAAGCCUCUAAGAAAACUUUCAACACCAGAGAGAGCCAGCAGGAUAUAGCCCAGAGAGAGCAUACAGUUCAAGUGACCACAUCAAGAUCUGCAGUGGAAGACUCUAUGGUUAUCAGCAGCGAAGCAAAGGAUGAAAAUCCAACAGCAUUUGGAAAACAGUGGAAUACAAAUCAGGAAAGAAAUGUAAACCAACAUACCACUAAACCAAGGUCUGAGAAAAAUGGAGGAACAAAAGGAUUUGACCCUUUGCGAGAAAAAACAAUAAGUGGGAGUAUAAGUAAGGUCGGCGAGGUGCCCUCACUUACAACCACAUACAAGAAGAUCCUGCAGUUUCCAAUGGCUAAACUGACGGAAUCAUCUAUUCCUAGAGACAGAGAACAACCUACACAGGAAAGUCAAAAACAAAGUCAAGGUCAGUCCAUCACAAACAAGGUCAGAAAUGAGAUGUACCCUGGAACCCUUACUGCAAAAGGCAAGGUGAAGAGUAUCCCUGAAUACCAUGUGCUGACUACAGAAGAUGUUGAUGAUAAUGACGAUGAUAAAGAAUAUGAUAAUGAAGACGAUGAUGAUGAUGUGGAAACAAAGCAACUCCAAACACCAAAAGGUGAAAAUGUACCUGGCGAAAAACAACCUGUGACUGGCACGGAUGCACAAAACCACAGAGAACUUAAACCAAGGAUUAAACAACUUCCCAGAAAACAACAGGACAAAGAAAACAAAAAAGCAGUUGCCGACACCGGAUUAAAAGAAUCAAGAUCCAGUAUUUUUGAGGACACAAACAAUAAAAAUGUUGCUAAAGAAGGUAGUGUCAGUAUAAUACAAGAGCCUACUUUCAAAAACAUGAAAAAAAAUAAUCACGGUGAACGGUCUACCAAGGUGAAAGUAUUAAAACCUGGAUCACAUUCGGAGAGCCAAGUGAAUUUGAGACCAGUUAACACAGAUGACACAAUCAGAGGACAAAAGAAGUUAACAUCACCCAACACAGGCAGAGCUAAUGCCUCAGUUAACGUAAGUCAAAUAAACCCACAAACACUGGAAAUCAAAUCUAAAAAUGCAUUUAAAUCUAAAUUAGAUGGAAAGAUGGACACAGGAGUAAAAUUAAAAUUUAACUCAUCAGAGACGGUAAAUGGACAAGUGAUGACAACUUCAACAAUUGCUGGCAUGACUUAUGGCAUAGUUGAUGCAAGUCCUACAAAUCCAAAAACACUAGACAGUAUAAAACAAUUAAAUACUAGCACAGAUUUAGAGAGUGGAAUACAAUUAAACUCAGCUAAUACCACUGAUAGCGUGAGUGGAGUAAAGAAUCCAGGAUCACUUGACAGUAUUAAUGCAAGACCUAAUGUAGAUCUAAUAAAUACAAAUAUACAAAAGGGUAAAUUUCAGACCCCUUUAAAAUCUGGAACAGAUGUGGAGAGUAACACUGGAAUGGAUUCAAAUACAGUCAACAGGCAAAAUAAUUCAAGAUUAUCCAUCUCAGAGAUAACUGAUGGCAUUGUUGAUGUAAGUCAAACAAAUCCACAAAUAUUAGACAGUAAAAAUCAAGAGGACACAAAUUUAGAGAGUGAAACUAUAAGAGAUUCAAACCCAAUUAAGAACAAUGAUACAGUCAGUGUAAAAAAUAAUUCAGGAUUAUCUGUCUCAGACAGCAUUCAUGCUAAAGCUGAUCCAAAGAAACAGAGCAACUCUCAAUCCUCAUUACAAUCUAGUAAAAAUGGCACCAGUAGUACUGAAAUAAAUUCAAAUUCCGUCAAUGGAAUAAAGAAUUCAAGAGCACCUAUCUCAGUCAUAACUGAUGACAUCAUUGAUAUAAGUCUAACAAAUCCCCAAACAGCACAUGGUAAAGACCAGGUCAAAACUGGGACAGAUCCAAGGAAUGAUGAUAAAGUGGUUUCAAACCCGGUAAAUAACAUCAAAACAGUCAGUGGACAAGAUAUGUCAAGUUUACCCAUUUCUGACAUAACUUAUGGCAUAGUUGAUGAUAGUCCAAAAAAUCACCAAAUAGACCAGAAAAACAAAUUCAGAACUGGCACAGAUUCAGAGAGUGAUGUUGUAAGGCAUUCAAACCCAGUCCAGAACAUUGCUACAACUAAUGGACAAAAGAAUUUAAGAGCAUCUAUCUCAGACAGAGCUAAUUCCACAGCGGAUAUAGAUCUAAUAAACCUGCCAUCACUAAACUCUCCAAAGCCUUUCACAAAUGGUAUAGAUGCAAAGAGUAAUAAUGGAAUGGAUUCACAUAUAUCAAUCACAUCUGAGACAGUCAGUCAACUACAAACACCAAAAUCACCCUUCUCAGGCAUAACCGAUGCAGUUGCAGGAAAUCAAACAUAUCCAGGAACAUUUGAUAGCAAUGGAUUUAAAAACCCAUUCAAACCUUUAAUAAAUAAGGAGAGGAAGAAUAAAACGGAUUCAAAUGCACUUAAAGUUGAGACAAACCGUUCACUAGAAAUGCCACAAUUAUCAAUCUCAGACAGACCUGAUGCUCCAGAUAAUGUUAACCAAAUAAAUCCUCAAACGGUAUACAAUAACUUUAAAAACACCACAGAGGUAUCAACUCCAUUUAACAAUGCUGGGACCAACAGUCAGCUAGAAACACCAAAAUCGCCUGUCUCAGACAGAUCUCAUGCCACAUCUGAUCAAAUAAAUCCACAAGAAAUUGACUAUAUCACAAAAACAACAAUUAAACCUGGUGCAAAUUCUGAGACAAAGGCUGAAAUACAUCCAAACAGAGAUCACACAGUUGACACUGUAAGCCAACAAGAGAGAUCAGAAUCAUCCAUCUCUGAUUCCAGACGUGAUGUAAAUGGUACAAAUCACAGUCUGAAUAGUAAGUACGACCUACCCAAAAAAAGAAACCCAAAACUUAACGUUACACAACCAAGGAAUGGAAAGUUUAGGAUUCCAAAUCCUACAAGUAUAGACAAUGAAAGAAGAAAGGAACAAAGCAGCAACACAACUACAUCUUUGAGAAAUGAUGCAAAGAAAAGUGGCAGGCACGUGCCCACUGGAGAUCUUCCUACGAGUCAAGGGAAACGGCACGAAAUGAAACACCAACCAGAAAGAACCAGUACUGGUAGAAUAAAUAUAAGAAAGGAUCCUAGACAUAGAAAACCAUAUAUUUUGCAAAGAAUACCGUUAAAUGAAAGUAAAGCAUUUGGCUCAGGAGGGACAAAAAACACAAGUGGAAUAAUUGAUUAUAUAAUGAGCCAAACUGAAUCUAGUACUAAUAAUGAGUUAAAUAGCACAGUUUAUAGCAUGGGUCAAUCAGUCAGGCCCACUUUGGCACCACAGGGUGUUGUGGAUGAAGCUCAUUUAAAAAGAACUGCCCCUACAGUUGCAGUAGUGCACACAAGGGUUAAUCACCAAAUUGAAAGUACAUCGCAAGCUACUACGACCAAACGAAGACCUGAACAUACUGGUGGCCAUUCAGGACAUUCUCUGGUUUUGGACGAAGCAAAAAAUCUUGAAAGGGGCUCAAAAUUACCUCUUGUGGAAAAGAAAAAAGACACUCAUAGAAGAACAGAACAAGUACCAUUCAAAACUAGCAGGGUAGAUUCCAACCAGGAAAAACCUGAGAAAUCACUUAGGGAGGGAAGCAAUCAACAUUUUAGUGGGAAGACACCUCUAGUUGUCAUAAGCAAUGAGAGGAAUGGGUUAAACUAUGCAACAACUGCAGCCACCCCCUACACAAUAAACACGGAAUUUAAGAAUAAAUUCAGCAAAACCCCUCAGUUUACAGCUCCAAUUAUAACAACACCACAUUUAAUGGAUCAAGAUCAUGCAGAACAGGCCAAAACCACUUCUGGAGUGAAAGUGUCAAAUAAACAGGCUCAUCACAGACUUGAAAACCCCAGCCAGGAAAUUGAGUCCAAAAGAUCUCAUAGUGACACAGGAAACAAAGAGUUACAAAGUGCAAGCAAUGGUCAAGAGUCCAGUGCAGUGACAGAUUUGCAACCCAACUCUUUGGACACCAUCCAAAACAUAGAAAAUGGCUCAACGGCACUCAUUUUGGACAAAGUAAUGGCCGGUCCAGGCUCAAAGGUUUCAACCACAUCUAGUAAACACACCCAUGAAAACAGAGCAAGAGACACAAACACUGUUGCUAUGGACAAGGUUGAGACUAUUACAGAGGCGAUUCCAUUAACCCCAUCUGCAGACAAUGCUCCUGUCACAAAUCAAAGCAAAACUCCAUUAGGAUCUACUGACUUGGUAGUUGGCAAUAAUGGAAAACAUGCAAUAGAUAAAAAUAAUGUAAACAGAAUGACCGGGACAUCCUUAGACCAAAUGCCAGCUGGGCACACCAAUGAUGGAAGUAACAAGAAACCACUCACUGUAAACAGCAUGGACAACAGACAAGGCAUAGAGAAACAGCUGCUCAGCAACUGUCAUGAUCAGUGUGAUCGCGGUCCAACUCCUCAGUCAAUACUCAACAGCCAUGAAUCAUCAAAAGACAACAGAGACAAACUCCCCCAAGACUGUUCUGACUUCAUGAAAAAUCCCAAAAGUGGAAUCUACAAUGUGACACCCACUGGAUCAUGCAAUACAACUUUUCCUGUGUUCUGUGACAUGAAGUCUUCUGGUGGAGGUUGGACUUUAAUUCAGCAUCGCUUGAAUGGAAACAUCAGUUUCAAUCGUACUUGGAAUGACUAUAAAGGGGGUUUUGGCAACUUAAUGGGUGAGUUCUGGCUUGGAAAUGACAAGAUCCAUUGGUUGACGACAACCAAAGCCAUGGCACUCCGAAUUGAACUUGAGGAUUUAGAUGGAAUUAAGGAAUAUGCCCAGUAUGACCAAUUUCAUGUGGCCAAUGAAAGCCAAUACUACAGGCUGACGAUAGAAGGAUAUUCAGGCACAGCUGGAGAUGCUAUGCUCUACAGCAAAAAGUUCAAUCACAACCAAAAGAACUUUACCACUCCAGAUAGAGACAAUGAUCAAUACACCUCAGGAAACUGUGGAGCCUACUACAGCUCUGGAUGGUGGUUUGAUGCAUGCAUGGCUGCAAACCUUAAUGGAAAGUAUUAUGAGACAAGAUAUAAAGGAGUGAGAAAUGGUAUCUUUUGGGGCACCUGGCAUAAUAUUUCUACUGAAUCCUACCCAACCAAUGAACGACAAUCUUUUAAGACUGUUAGAAUGAUGAUCAGACCCAGGGCAGGGCUUCUGAUGGACUAGUUGUUAUUGUGGGAGAAAUUUCCAAGGACAGAUGCUUCCCUGCUACUUUGAGAAAGAAGUUGAGCACUAGAUCUGCUUGGUUACGUUCUGCAAAAAUGUAUUUGCAGACUGCAAUGCACUAUUUAAAUACUAUCCAGGUCAAUAUAGUUUCAGGACAUUACUGUUAACAUAAAGGCAUGUUUAUUUCUUGGGUUUCUUGGUUUGGUCCUUGUACAUUUUAUGAUGCAGAAGGUAGAUCAGAUGUAAAUGCAAAUGCAGAUCCUUAUAUUUAAAAUGAUCACUGGUGAAAUAAAAGGAUUGAAGUUAAGCAAAAGGCAGUGAAAGUGAGGUGAUUAAGUGAACAAGAUAGAAAUUGUGCUCUGUGUCCAAAAGAAAAUCUUAUCUUAAAGAUGAGACAUUCUUGCUUUGAAAAGGAAAAAAACCUUCCUUAUGUAGAAUAAAUGCAUCCUGUGGAAUGUGGGAAUUAAUGAGUUUUUAUGUGCACUAAUGUUCAAUGGAGGGUGAAAAAAAUAAAACUCUACAAGUCACAGAAAGGCAGAUUUUCCUAAUGUUUUUACCUUUAAAAACAACACAUUUCACUGUUUUCCUUUUAAUACUUAGCUAUGCGUUUAUAUAUUUUUUAUUUAAAAUAAAUACUGCCUUGUAUGGACAAAAAAGCUUAUAUAUUUUAAGACAACACUUCCAAUUACUACAUUAUGUUUAAUUUUGUUUGAUUGUUUUCAUCCAUCUCAUUCCUAUACCAGCUUUAUAUUUACAUGAUAUGUUUUUUACUUAAUUUCUGCACAGCAAACUAUAAUUAUGUAAUGGAUGUACACAAUGUUUAUUACAUGCAAACAUUAAAAACUGCCUACGUCAGGAAUGAUAUGUAUAAUGUACAAUGAAUUAAAUCUGAAUAAAACAAAUUCAACAUACCAACAAAAAGCCUCAGUACAUCUCCCUUAACUGAGGUUCUUUCAUAAUACUUUGUAAAAUCCUAGUUUACUUAAAUUCGCACUGACUUGGAUUUAUAAGAAGCAACACACAUUCCUUAGUCUCAAACACCCAGCUCAACAUGAUUCAAAUAGUUUCACCACAUCCCUUCGGCUCUCUUUUCUUGGUGACUGGAAGCCAAUGAAGUUCACCAAAAUCAUUGCCAUGCAUGUUGAACUAAUUUAAAAGGACAUUGUUAAUUGUCAGUUCUGAUGCAUGUCAGCAACAAUUUCGCAAAAUGAGACAAUCACAUUUCCUUCCUGUUUUAAUACUUUGCACAAAAAUACUUAACUGAACUACUUUAACAUGACAGCAUGUCUAAAAGGUUGCUGCACAAUUGGGUAAUUAGAUGCUUUUCAGUGCAUAUACACAGUUGUACUUAUAAAGUAAAAUAUAUCGCAAUAUUCAUAUAUAAUGCUAGAUUAUGUAGUCAUUUUCAUAAUUUGUAGAAAUGUGUAUAAAAGAUGGUAGACUGAACUCCUGCUGUUUCUCAAAUAAAUAAAAAAAAACUGGGCCUAUUUUAUACAAACCUUCUCAUCUUGAAUUAAUCAUGCUAAUCUGGUCAACAGUAAUCUGGCUAUUUAAGAAAACCAGAAAAUCAUGUGGAAAAGUGGGCUAACUUCAAAUACUCCCUUUUUCCUGUUAAUUAAAUUUAAGAGCUCUUUGCUUCACUAUUGGGUUAUUAUAAAGUAAUAAUAUAUAGUACAUUAUUAUCUAGAAAAUAUAGUCAGUAUAACUAUUAAAAACAAUUCGAUAUAUUGAGACACUGUGAAUCAAUUGUGUUGGAUAAAUGGAUAAGAUGUAUAAAGUCCAUAAUGAAGAAUAAAAUAAGUUAAUUGUUUCAGUUUACCAAAAUGUAGAUAUUUUAUAAUAAUUCGGAUAUGGUAUACUUUAUUUAGAUUAGAUUUUAAUUAUAGUUUUUUUUUUUUUUGGUCAAGCUCUUCUAGUCCAAAUCCCACAGAAGAGCAAAUAUAGCACAAAAAGUCAAUGCUGGCUUUGAUAGAAGGUGUCAAAACACAAGCGUUGCUGUGUAUGGGGACUGUUAAGCUUAAGAUCGAUUAGUGCCCAUGCUGAUUAUGUUUAUGGUGCAGGUAUGUCACUUAGCUUGGGAAGACAUUUCAACGUAAUCCACUAUGGGAAGAAGGCAGGCUGGCAGAAGCAGUGUGAUUCUCUGAGCACUAUUUUCUGCUGGUAAACCUUUGACCCUGGAAUUCAUAAGGAUCUUACUUUGACACGUACCACCUACUUAAACAUGGGAGCAGACCAAGUGCACCUCUUCAUGGCAACAUGUUCACUAAUGCCAGUGGACUGUUAGAUGUUGUGCCCUGCCACACAGCAAAAAAUGUUCAGGAAUUGUUUGAGGAACACAGCAAAGAGUUAAAAAAUUCACUUGGCCUUUUAAUUCCACAGAUCUUAAUCAACCAAACAUAUGGAGUGUGCAAUCCACUCCAACUUGCUAACCUAUAAGACUUAAAACAAUCUAAAGAAGAUAGUAUACUGUAUAUUCAAAGUAUUGCAAAGAAUGUCAAUCUUAAGAAUAACGUUGUUGCCAUAAAUGAAUAAGAAUGGAAAAUCUAGAUUCAUUUAUGCUCAAAAUUAUGUGAAAGUCAAACUAAAAUAAAACUUAACUCUGGGUUUCAAAACUUCUCACAGUACCUACAAUGCAGAACACAUGAAACAGAACUAAAGAAACAAGCGUUUACACAUUUCGCCUAAACUACUUUAAACCAAACGGCCUGAGUGGAAUGUUAAUGUUAGCACUUGACUACAGCAAAAUGUCUGGAGAGCAUCAAAUGUCCACCCAUGUCUCAAAUAAAGCUAAAAGCCUGUAAUGAUGAAAAAUUAGCUAACCCUCUAUAGUAUACAUAGUUCCAGGUUUUUACAGAAACAGGAAUAAAACUUAUUUAAACUAUAUUUUCUAUGAGAAAAGAUCAUAUUAAUUUUAUUUAUAGAAUAGGGAAAACGUUCAUGAUAGAUAUUCUAGGUACUAGUAUAAUGCCAGAACCCAAUCAACCUAAGCAAGACACAUAAUAUGUCUUCACUGGAUGAAAGGUACUGAGUAAACAAAAUUCCAGUUAAAUGCAAUGCAACAUCACACAAAAAAACGGCCUCAAUUAUUUGUCUUUUAGCCAAGCACAAGUGUAAAGUUCAGCCCAUAUUACUCAAUCAAAGUAGACACUUCUUUUUUUUCACACAGCUAACCAGUGCGCUGGAAAAAGUUUCCACACUUGGUCUUUGGAAUGAAUAAAUAAUCAUUCGCCAAGAAAGUGUCAAAAAGUCAACAAAGGAGAAAAACAGACUGCUUUUACCAAUUCCUACCAGUUAACGGUGGAACACAAUUUUUUACAUUUUACUUCUUGCUUUGAGUAAAAAAAAAAAAAAAAAAAAUAAAAAAUUUAUGUUCAUCACACAUCAUAUAAACACAGUAAUAGGGAAAGAUAUCCAGCAAGAUGAAAGACACUGAAUCUUUAAACACAGUAUGCUUACUUGUUGAUUGUCCAUCAUGUAAAAUAACUGGAUUUGCUUAAAUGGCAACAAACAUUCUACAUCAGACAAGCAGUUUUUUAAAAAUAGCAUGCUUUGCACUACUGAUCAGAAGGCCAGGAAGUUCUAGAAAAUUCAGAAAGAAACAAUACUCUAUACUAUUGAUGGAAAAUGCAUCAGAAAAGAACCACUGCACUCCUGAGCAAGGCCCCUUAAAUGAUUGGUUUACAUAGUUUUAAUUGAUUCUGCCUCAUUACAUUCGGUCAUUUGGCAACAAAUCAAUAAGAUUAAUCAUAGUUAAUCAAAACUACACGUUUGAGGGAUUUCUACAUGGGCUAACCCCAAGUUCAAGCCUAAGUAACACUUUUCAUAAAUGUGGAAUAAACCAACAUAAACAUAAAUUAUUUAAUGUUUAUUCAACAUGUAAUUAUCAACAUUUUGAGAGUCACCAACGUCAGAGUUUGUAACAUAGAAGUAGUACAGAGAACAUCUUAGGAAUAUGACAAAUAUGCUUAUUGUGUUUUUCGCAGGAUAAAAAGCGAGGCUGAGGGAAUGACUGCUUAAUAGCUGCAAUUAAACAAGUAACAGAAAAUAAUUUUCCUUUCAAUGUUCCACAAUAUUUCUUCUAUCUACAGUAUAGUGCGGGGAAAAUUAUAAUUUGCUGUUCAUUAUUAAAUCAAUUUCAUUAAUGAUAACUCAGAUAAUGGUGGUGCUUUACAUAAGAUGUGCACUAAAAUAACAAGCAAUAUGCUUCUGCUAAGGUGUGAACAUUUUAUAUUGUUGACGAAGAACAUCAGUUGAACACUUUUUAGCAGUGUGGAUGUGAGGAUUUAAAGUAAACAAGUGUAAAAAUAUAAUACUCAGUAAAACAAGAUGUGUGCAUGGAUAAAUCUCCACACACUUUCAGGGAACAGCCAAAAAUAAAACAAACAAUUUUUCCUGUUAUCUCAGAUAUAUUCAUUCAGGACAUUCUAUUUUUAAAGACUGCUUGUUUUUUCAUGUAGCCCUAAUAGUAACUUAUGUAAAAAGGCAGGUUUAUAGUCUUUCGUUCCGCAUAUCGGAAGGUAGAAUUUAAUCUUUCAGAUGAUAAAAUACUACAAUUCCAUUUUGAUUGAAAAGUUUUGUGUAUAAAACCUGCUGCUGUGAAAAACAUUGACAUUUUAGGGGAUUGUGUGAUAUUUUAAUCAUAUCGUGAACAUUGCUAAUGGUAGCUAUAAAGUUUCCUUAUUUGAUAGCAUCGUUAACUAAUAAAUCCAGUGCAAAAUUAACACACCCCAGAAACUACAAUAGGUUCUGGGAGUUUGCCUGCAUUUGGCAUAAAAGAAAUUAGUGUAAUUCAAGGAGACACAAAAUAAAAAAAACAAACAAACAAACAAAAUGUAGGCGAAUGUAGUACCUGCUACCUGAUACCCACAACAUAAACCAUCAGCAAUCAUCAAUGCAUCCACUCUCAAUUACUCUUUAUGUACAGACAUUCCCGCUUUUAGGCAGCAGAUUCUUAAAUGUGUUGCUAUUCAAAUCCACAUGGACACUUGUAAAUUAAUGCACAAAACAUAUUUACAACUUUCUCCCAAGUCAAUCAGUGUCUUCCCGCUCAGCCUCUUCAGAAGUGGAAGACAUUGUAGCCGAGCUCCACCAUGGCUCCGAUAAGAAGAGCCCACAGAGGAAUACAAAU
Messenger RNA from Silurus meridionalis, 10693 nucleotides. RefSeq names its product fibrinogen-like 2b (gene fgl2b). Lineage: Eukaryota; Metazoa; Chordata; Actinopteri; Siluriformes; Siluridae. The record is from RefSeq and is a predicted model, not a curated record. The transcript has 2 exons. Bases 64 to 5565 code for a protein of 1833 amino acids.